CCAUUUUAACACCAUUGCAGUGGAUAAUAUUAGAGAGAAUACUUAGUUUGAUAAUUGGUAAGCUUGAAACAAGAAGAAGAAGAAGAGCUAUAUGGCGGUAGAAGAGGCUGUUGUUUCUUUUGUGAUUGAAAGGCUUGGAGACUUUCUCAUAAAUGAGGCCAAGUUCUUGUAUGGAGUCAAAGACCAAGUCAAGAAUGCAAAGAUCAAGCUGCAAUGUAUGAGGGCUUUCUUGAAAGAUGCAGAUGCUUUUGUGAGAAAUGGCGAUGAGAGAGUAAGUCUUUUGGUUGUCCAAAUCAGAGAAAAUUCUUAUGCCUUGGAGGAUGUUAUCGAAACUUAUGUCUUCAAAGUGGCUUCUUCUAAUCAUGGAACUAUCAGACGUGCACUGAAAUGGUGUGUUAGCAUUGUUGAUGUGUAUAGAGUUGGAUCAAAGAUAAAGGAGAUCUCAUCCAACAUUGAUACUUGGACGUUGCAAUUAGAAAGAUUUGGAGUACAGAAAUCAAUAGACAAGGCUGAUGAAGCUUCAUCAAGCUAUGUCCAAGAGCGAAGACAGUUGAGGCAAGCUUAUUCUUAUAUUGAAGACAACCAUGUUGUUGGAUCGAUAAAGACAUUGAAGAGUGUAGCCCUUUUGACUGAAAAAGAGAACCCUCAUAAGCAUAAGGCAAUUUCGAUAUGUGGGAUGGGUGGUUUGGGGAAGACUACUCUUGCAAGAAAGGUUUAUCAACAUCCUCAAGUCAGAGAACAUUUUGAUUGUUAUGCUUGGGCCUCAAUAUCUCAGCAAUGUAACAGACGAGAAGUCUUGGAGGGAAUUUUACUUGGUUUCACUUCUCCUACAGAUGAACAAAGAAACCACAUAAAAAACUUGAGUGAUGUUGAAUUAGCCAAGAAGCUUUAUGACUUUCAGAAAAAGUGGAAGUGUUUGGUGCUUCUUGAUGAUAUAUGGACUACUACAACUUGGGAUCUUCUAAAACAUGCAUUCCCUACUACUCAAGGAGAUACACAUAGCAAGAUCCUACUCACUACUCGGAAUAAGGAUGUAGCUUUGCAUGUGGAUCAACAUGGUUUCAUCCAUGAACCUCAUUUGCUCAAUGACAAGGAGAGUUGGGAGCUGUUUCAGAACAAGUACUCAUGUGUUGGAACAGAUCCAUCAGGUAACAUUCAUAUCACUCUUUCUAAUUCAAUGAUCAUAAUAUUCCUUUUUAUCUUUGCUACCAUUUGUAGAUGUCCCUAUUUGUUCAUUUUCACCGGAUAUAUAAAUUCAGACUCAAAUGAUGAUGAAGAAAGGAAGAAAGAACUAGCUGUAGAGAUGCUUAAGAAGUGCUCUGGUCUACCAUUAGCCAUCAUUGUGCUUGCUGGACUUCUAUCUAAGAAACAUACCAUACAUGAUUGGGAGCUGAUAAAACGAAAUGUAACUCGUUGCAUAGGUCAAGGUGAUCAACAACAUGAUGUUGACUCGAGAUACCGUAGUGUUUUGUGGGUGUUAGGUUUGAGUUACAGUGAGUUACCAUCUCACUUAAAGCCUUGUUUUUUGUACUUGGCUCGUUACGCUGAAGAUGUCACAAUAAGAGUAAAAGAGUUAUGUCAAAUACUCAUAGCAGAAGGUUUUAUAUCAUCACAAGAAAGUGUAAUAGAAACUUUAGAGGAUGUGGCAUAUGAUUGGUUAAGUGAGUUGGUGGAGAGGAGUAUGAUUCAGGUAAAAAAAAUGAGUUCAACAGGAAGAAGGAUAAAAUCAUUUGGCGUUCAUGAUCUCAUGCGAGACUUGUGUCUGUCUAAAGCUCAAGAUGAAAACUUUCUGCAUUUUAUUGAUUGGAGGAAUAAAAGGGAAGAACCAAAAGCAACAAAUGUAAGAAGGGUUUCCAUCUAUAACAAUGACAGGACAAAUUAUGAUUUUAUUCAUAUGGUUGGAAAUGUAGAUGGCUCUCUCAGGUUCCUUACUGCAGAUGGUCGGGGAAUGAAUUUUGCAAUAGAUCAAAGAGUAUUAAGACAUGUAUGCAAUCACUUUUUGAUGCUUAGAGUUUUGAUUAUUAAUGGUCAGCAUCGGGAUGGCUUUACCAUGAAGUUACCUAAAGAAAUUGGGAAUCUAAUCCAUCUAAGGUUAUUACGUAUUCCUUAUUGGCAGAUUGAAAAGAUUCCAUCUUCUUUUGGCAAUUUAAGAUGCCUGCAGACUUUGAGAGUAUGGACUAAGAGUGAUAAAAUACCAAAUUCAUUGUGCAAGUUGCAAAGGUUGAGGCAUCUGCAUUUUUUGACUCCAGUUAGUGGUGUAGAGUUUGGUAAAUUCUUGAGAUCAACUAAAUCUAGAAAUAUACAGACAUUAGGAUAUAUUUCUACCAAAGAUCUUGUUCUGAGUGAUUUUCUACAGCUGGAGAGUAUCAAGAAAUUGAAAAUUAGUAUAGAUGGAAAUCUUGACACAUUCUUACACAGUCCACAAACAAUCAUCACAUUCACUUGUCUUCUUACUUUCCAAGUGGUAAAUAGUACUGGCAUCAAGAUAGAUAUUGUUCCUCUGAUAUUAAGUUGUCCUCAGAUUUAUAAACUUAGAGUGAUGUCGCCUAUAGUAAGAUUGCCACAAGUCAACCAAUUCUCCCCAAAUCUCAUCAAGUUAAGUUUGGAAAAGCUCAAACUGGAGGAUGAUCCAAUGCCAACAUUAGAAAAGCUGCCAAAAUUAAGAAUCCUUGUCAUUGGUUAUGAAGCCUAUAUGGGGGAAGAGAUGGUGUGCUCAAGUGGAGGUUUCAAUCUACUUGAAUCUUUUAUACUUACUUCUGUAGGAAGAUUAAAAGAGUGGAAGGUGGAGAAGAGUGCAUUGCCUAGGCUUCGCUAUUUGCAUAUUGGUAACUGCACAAGAUUGAGAAGUAUUCCAGAUGGAGUAAGAAACAUUGUUACACUCAAUGAGAUGGUCAUAUCUUGUAUGCCUAAGAAAUUCAAAGAAAGGAUGGAAGAAGGAGGAGAAGAUUUCUAUAAAGUCAAGCACGUGCCAUCCCUUGUUUUUGACUACUGUCAUUGAGGUUCAUAUCUAAUUAUCUAUCUAUCUUGUGUUGUUCCAUUCCUUUUUUUGCUAUGAUUAUAUUAUGUUACUUAUUUACUUAUGCAUUUUCUGUAUUGGGACUAUUAUGAAUGAAUGCAGAUUGAGAGGAUUAUGCAUUUUGAGGAUUCAAUACAAUUAGUGUGUCUUUUAAUUUCAUCACUCUUUUUAAUUUUAAUAUAUGUGAAUAAAUACAAAACUCAUAAGAGUGCAAUAUUAUCACAAUAAACAAAGCUUAUACCAGAUAAUAAGAUGGUGAGGGACAUGGUGGAUCACUCACUUCAACAACACCUUCAAGCAUUUGAACAACUCUUCUCAUAUUUGGUCUAAGUGAUGGAUUUUCUUGAACACACCACAUAGAUAUCAUCACCCAAAACAAAAUCUUCAUAAUCCACAAGAACAUCCAAUGACCCUUCUCUAAAACAAUCAUAAGCCCAAUCUGUCAAGAUCUCUUUCCCAUCCUCACCAAUCCCCAUAUCCACAUUUCUUCUACAACAAACAAUCUCAAGUAACACCACUCCAAAGCUAUACACAUCGACUUUCGAAGUAAUGGCCAUGUUGUUCCUAAACCACUCUGGUGCAGCAUACCCUUUUGUCCCACUAAUGGUUGUGUGUGUAUGGCUUUGAUUCAUCAUCAGAAGUUUGGCCAAACCGAAAUCUGAUAUCUUGGGAUUGCUGUACUCAUCAAGAAGUAUGUUCUAAGGCUUUAUAUCACAAUGAAUGAUUUGACUCAUACACUCUUCAUGUAAAUAUAAGAGCCCUUUUGCAAUUCCUAAAGC
Molecule: messenger RNA, 3795 nt
Organism: Cannabis sativa
Lineage: Eukaryota; Viridiplantae; Streptophyta; Magnoliopsida; Rosales; Cannabaceae
Product: putative disease resistance protein At1g50180
Biological process (GO): defense response to other organism
Molecular function (GO): ADP binding
Source: RefSeq, a predicted model, not a curated record